AUUGGUAAUCCCUCCUUAAAUAGUCUUGCAGGGCAAGUUAGGGCCCUGCAGUUCAACAGUGUGAGAAGAACAGCACGCUUUGACCGGUAUUGCAGUUCCUACCCAGAGGAAAGAAAAAAAGACCAUAUAAGAACUGGAGCUAUUGCUUAACUCAGUAACACAAGCUCAAGAAUGAACUUUGCUGCACAGUUUUUCUUCACAAGCUACGUGGGGGAGAACUCACUAGCACGAAGGGGAUUCAGUGACAGUGAGGACUAUGAUCCCUUCUGGCACAGUGAUGAUUGGCAUUUGGGCAGCAAAAUAAAGAAGUGCUCAUCUAAUGAUGGCAGCGUCACUGAAAAAGACGGCAUCAUCAGCAAUGGAGUCCUUACACGUCGACCCACCCUCAUCUGCCCAGAGCGCCUCCGAGACUUUGGUGCUGAGGAGUACUUGAAUGCAGAAGUUAGACCUUUUAAGACAAAAGUGAUGGAAGCACCUGAGAUGCAAUUGAUGGCACCUCCUAAACCCCCCAUCCAAAGCAUCAAGGACUACAAGCCAGCACACAAACCUCCUGCUGAGUACCUUGGCUUUGAGGACAUCAGUGCAGCAGCAUUAAAUAUGCAACAGUCAGGAAUUCAGAAGACCCCCUGCACAUACUCUAGACUAUCCAAAAUAUAUGGCAUGGAGAUUUAUCUGAAGAAAGAGUACCUCCACUAUACAGGUUCAGUAAAGGAGAGAGGAGUUCUGUAUCUGCUCUCCUCACUAAAACAGGACCAGCAGAAGAAAGGUGUCAUUGUGGCCACAGACUGUAACUUCUCCAUGGCAGUGGCUCAUCAUGCAGUGGGACUGAAAAUCCCAGUCUUUGUUAUAAUGCCUGCAUACACUUCCCCACCACGGCUGCGCAUGUACAGGGACUACGGGGCCAUGGUUAUCUCCUAUGGCAGCACAGCUCAGGACUCACAAAACCAUGCCCGCCAUCUGGCCAAGGAAAAUGGCUACCUCUGCCUAGAGGAGGAUGACAGUGUAGUGUACCUGGCAGGUCUGGGUACAGUAGGCAAGGAGCUCCAUGAGCAAGUGCCAAAGCUGGACGCAGUUAUUGUGCCUGCUGGGGGACAGAGCGGAGUGCUGGUUGGGACUGCAGCUGCCAUCAAACACCUAAACCCACGCAUCUCAGUCAUAGGUGUUGAGCCAGAGGAGUUUCCACUUCUGCUACAGUCCCUCAAAACAGAUUCGCUUGUCAGUGAUUUCUCCCACACCACAAAUAAAAAGCUCUAUAGAGAUUUCAUGCAGCACUCUUUGGGAGCACACACUUUGCAAAUAGCCAAGAAAAUGGUGGAUAAAGUAAUCUCUGUCAGAGAGAAGGACAAUUUGGUGGCAAUGCUGAGGAUGCAGGAGUAUGAACACACUACUGUAGAUACUGAAGGAGCCAUGGGGCUGGCAGCCAUCUUGGCUGGUCAGCUUCCAGACCUAAAGGGUAAAAGAGUAGCAGUGGUAGUUUCCAGUGCUAACAUGGAACUGGAACUGGUGAGGGAGUGUAUAGACAGAGCUCUGGUGCUGGACGACCGUGUGAGCCACUUCAAUGUUCAGCUGGGAGAUGGACCAGGGGACAUGGCUAAACUGCUGAAUAUACUAGCUCGAGAAGACGUCAGGCUGUUGGAUAUUUGCCACAGGAGAUACAGUGAUAGGGUCGACCUGUUCAAAGUACAGGGCUGUGCUGUGUGUUUGAACAGGUGGAGUGUGUUGUGGAGCUGAAGGAUAAGAGUCAGAACUGCCAUCUACGCAGGAUGCUGUCUGAACUCUACCCCACACUGCGUUGGUUGGAUCGGUUGAACUUGUCAUAAUAACUGCUGCUCUGAUCAUGCAUACAUAAACUCACACAUAAACACAUCAUCGAUCACUUUUCCAGACUAAAACACACAUCAAUAGCUCUUAUAGACAAAACUCAAACACAGCUCAGACAUAACAAAGAUGUAAAUGCACACACAUAGCAUAAACAUCACAAACAUCAAUAUUCUCUGAAAUACUGAGUCAGUGUAAUGUGAACUUCUUGCAGAAAUAGUUCCAGUCAUGUUAAUAACAAAUGUAUUAAAGUAGGUGAAUUAAUUAAUCAGAAAGCUUAAAAGGGAGAAGAGGUUUUGUUUAUUUUCCUCAAUGUAGAAUAAAAACAAACAAAUUCACAAUAAGCAAUACUAAGAUGAAAAUUUAUAGGAGGUUUACAUAAAAAAAGUAUGUAAAAACCAUUAUACUAUGUUGUGUGUUGUUCACCAACCAUUAAAAUUAGUUAGAAUUAUAAAGACUCAUUUAUCUGCAAAAAUAUUAAGUGUUUAUAGUAAUAACAGUCAAUGGACACUUCUUUUUUAGAUUUGUGCAGUUAUCUAAUCAGCCAAUUAUGUGGCUGCAAAAAAAAACAAUCACGCAGACACAGGUCAAGAGCUGUAGCUCUAUGUAUAAAAAGUGUGAUUUCUAAUUUUGAUCAUGGCAUCAGUGUUGGUGAUUGAACCUUAAGUGGUUUGAGCUGAUGGGAAGUUUAUAGUAACUGAAAAGAGCAUAAACUUUACACACACACACACACACACACACACACUUCAUGAGAAAAGAGAUAGAAAGAGAACGAAUAUACUAUCUUUUCAUAUCCAACUGUGUAUUUCAUGCUUAUUAAUAAGACUUAUGACUGUAACUCACUCCAUGAUGACCUUUUAAUACUGUGUGAUAUGCAGAGUGAAUGACACACCGCCAACCCGCAUCAGCUGUCAUUAGCUCUUUUAUCCAUCUCUUGAACUGUUAAACACAGUUUGGCUCCAAUCCUAUUGUGUGUGUGUUUGUGUUUGUGUGUGUGUGUGUGUGUGUGUGUGUGUGUGUGGUGUAGCUCUCAGCCACAUCACACAAAUAAAUGGUCCAUGCUAAAAUCUGCAGCAGAGGGAGAUGCGUAUUAAAAUGGAUAGUGGAACGAAAGUGGUGCAGUGAGGACGGCACGCUCUUGAGUAAAGACCGGAGAGAGUGCUUGAAGAGAGGGGUGAUUAGUGCAGUCUAAUCUUUUAAGUCCAUUAGCUAAGGUCAUUCCGUCCCAUAGACCCACAACCAAAUGCGGGAUACAAGACGCCCAAAAAUAGAAAGCCAGACUGUAUACUGUAGACCUGUAGUCUUGUCACAGAUGAAGAUUCCGAGUAAUAGAGCUAUU
Molecule: messenger RNA, 3157 nt
Organism: Tachysurus vachellii
Lineage: Eukaryota; Metazoa; Chordata; Actinopteri; Siluriformes; Bagridae
Product: L-threonine ammonia-lyase
Exons: 11
Coding region: 172-1731 (519 amino acids)
Biological process (GO): L-threonine catabolic process; L-serine catabolic process
Molecular function (GO): L-serine ammonia-lyase activity; threonine deaminase activity
Source: RefSeq, a predicted model, not a curated record